UCAGGCCUCAGUGAGAGAAGGUAAACCAACAACUCUGUUCUACGAUGAACUGAGGGGAGUACAACGGGCUAACGACCCUGCAAAAAGUGUUUAGUUUCCUUGGAAUCAGCCAUUCAACAUUAAAAUCAUUGUUGAGGCUCUUUAGCAUUCGUCCAACGAUAUAUUUUUCAUCGAUCCGUCAUUUUGUACGAUAAUUUCCACGUCGAACGGCCGUAACUAGGUUCACUCGCCAGUCGUCUAUUCGUCUAUUCACUCAAGUCGAAAAUGGACUCUAGUUGAUGAAGGUGUUGAGUAAUUUCGUCCCCUCAACACUCUGGCCACGGUUUUUCCCGUAAAAUGGGGAGACGUUUUCAAUUUCCUAGGAUUAAUUGUCGCGAUAAUUCGUUGAAUUGGUGAUGAUAUUUAUGCUCUAUAAAAUCGAUCGACGUAUUUUGCAUUGAGGACUACUUCUGGAUUAUGUCAAUGUUCUAAGUGAAUGGGGCAUAAUUUUAACGGUGGAAAUGAGCAUUGAUUUUCUCUUUGGGCGAACAGAACAAAAUGUCUGAUGGUAAUGCUGACUCGAUGGACACGGACGAGGAUUUCUUCAACGCGAGACCCAGGAGACUUAGUGGUAGAUCUACUCACAGGGUCAUGAGGACACAACCUGGAGUUAGGAGGAGCACCAGGAAUAGAAUGCAGACUUAUGAUAAUUUGAACACCAGUUGGAUACUAGGCACGCAAACCCUGAAAGGCUACCCGAUGUUCCAGAACCACGCUUCGUCCUCCGACAAGGAGAUGGCGGAUGAUCCACCCCGGGAUCUUCGUGACCGUAUGCCUCUGCGUUCCCGCGAGAACCACCCUCCACCGUCAAAGUCGACGCGCCACAUCCGCGACCGUUCGGCCCUUCCACGUGAUCGCGCCCCAAUUUCUCACGAUCGUCCCUCCUUGACCGAGCCAGAAUCGAAGAAUCUUCGGGAGUCCCGGCACUCCGCCAAGGACCUGAUCCCAAAAAUCACCACCCGAAGUCGAUCAGAAGUCUCCAAGUCGCCCUCGGAGGAGAAAGAAAUAGUACGAACCCGUAAAACCGACAGUCCGAAUCGCCUCCGUGAGGGCCCGGUGACGCGUCUCUGCGGGAUGCUAGAUAAAGAAGAUAAAGUGAAAACCGAACCCCAGGAGAGGAAUGAUGACAGCUCCCAGGAGUCCGAGAAACCAGAGAACAAUGGAAAUUCCGACAAUGAUGACGGCUACGAGGACAUGUACACGAGGAUCAAAAGAACACGAAGGGCUUCUCAGCGUCAAUUGGACCGAAGCAAAAAGAUGUCAGAGAGUGACAUGAGUGAGUCCUCGGAUUCCCCAGGGCCCCGAAAGUAUAGCCUCCGUCAGAAGAAGCCGACUGUGGACCGAUUUCAGGCGAAUGCUGAGCCUGGAAGAAGGUCCAUUCGAGCCCUUCGCAGUGUUCUAACCAACUCGAUGCGCAGAAGAAAGCAUAGAAGCAAGAGUUCAUCCUCAUCGGACUCUGAUGAUCCCGAGCCCCAAAGAUAUGACAAGAAAAAGGGAAAGAAAGCUAGACAGACAGCUGUCCCCCAGGGCGGCCCACCCGACAAGAAGGCAGAUAUCAGCCCCAUCACCCUCGAUACAAAUAUCAGAUUCAACGACGUUGGAGGCUUGGAGUCCCACAUCCACUGUCUGAAAGAAAUGGUUGUAUUCCCCAUGAUGUACCCAGACGUAUUCGAUAGAUUUCACAUAACUCCGCCUAAGGGGGUGCUGUUCCACGGGCCCCCAGGUACCGGAAAGACUCUCAUCGCAAGGGCCCUAGCCAACGAGUGCUCCCAAGGUUCUAGAAAGGUCGCUUUCUUCAUGAGAAAGGGAGCUGACUGUCUGUCAAAAUGGGUUGGCGAGUCUGAGAGACAGCUGAGACUUUUGUUUGAACAAGCGCAACAAAUGAAACCCUCAAUAAUAUUCUUUGACGAGAUUGAUGGAUUGGCACCUGUGAGGAGCACCAAACAGGAUCAGAUCCACGCUAGCAUCGUCUCAACACUUCUGGCCCUGAUGGAUGGUCUGUCUGAUCGAGGAGAGGUGAUUGUCAUUGGCGCCACAAAUAGAAUAGACGCCAUUGAUCCAGCCUUGAGGCGACCUGGGAGAUUCGACAGAGAGCUCUUCUUUCCACUGCCUGCGAUGAAGGAAAGACUGGAAAUUCUGAAAAUUCAUGUUGCUAAAUGGCAGACUCCACCCACGGAUGAACUCCUGGAAAUUCUUGCUGAGAAGACAACUGGCUACUGCGGAUCUGACCUGAGAGCCUUGUGCACUGAAGCUGUUCUCCAGGGUCUGCGAAGGACCUACCCUCAGAUAUAUAAAACGAGCAAUCGGCUACUGCUUGAUCCACAGAGGGUGGAGGUGAAGAAGAGGGAUUUUAUCGAGGCGAGUUCAAUUCUUGUGCCUUCGUCGCACAGGGUGGCUCCCAGUGUUAGCAGAAAGUUGCAGCCUUUCCUUAUUCCAUUGCUAGGACCUGCCUUGGAGGAUCUGAUUAAUGCUGUGAAGGCCAUCUUUCCUCAGGGAAUCAAUCCAGCUUUGGCGAAGAUCAAGGUGGCUAAGGGAAUUCACAGGCCUAGGAUGUUGGUGACCGGGGAUGAUAGGUCUCACGGUCAAGGUCCCAGAUUAGCCCAAGCUCUGCUGUAUAGAAUGGAGCACGUGCCAGUGCAGACACUCGAUGUCAGCACUUUAUUCGCUGAGAGUGCGAGAUCACCUGAAGAGACAUGUGUCCAAGUAUUCAACGAGGCGUCCCGGAACAUCCCCUCGAUCAUAUAUAUCAGAUCUAUUGACCAGUGGUGGCCUCUAGUUCCCGAGACUGUUAAAGCGGUCUUUAUGUGCAGAAUUGCAGCCCUUGAUCCUUGUCUGCCUAUUCUUAUUCUGGCUACAAGUGAUGUAGACUAUUGUGAACUACCGUCCAAGUUGAGGAAUCUGUUCAGUGAGCUGAGGGGCGAGGUCUAUACCAUGAAGAGUCCUGGACUGGAGCAGAGGGAGGAGUUCUUCAGGCCUAUUUUUGUGGAGCAAAGCCUGAAGGGACCCAUGGUCAAGGACGAAAAGGUUAAGGAGAUGGAGGAAUUGCCACUGGCGCCCGAUCCUAUGCCAAAGAAACUGAGCGAGGAGGAGGUGAAAGUCCUCAGGGAGAAGGAGGAGGUCUCGUUGAGGGAAUUGAGGAUCUUCCUGAGGGAGAUCUGCGCGAAGCUUGCGAGAAAUCGACAAUUUUUCAUGUUCACGAAGCCAGUGGAUAUAGAAGAAGUACCGGAUUACAAUUCGAUUAUCAAACAGCCCAUGGACCUUGAAACUAUGAUGACAAAAAUCGAUAUGCACUGUUAUCUAUGCGCACGAGAUUUCCUGGAUGACGUUGAUCUAAUUUGUAGAAAUGCACUGGAGUACAACCCCGACAGCUUGCGCGAUAGGCCCUCCCUUGGGAUACUGAAGAGAGAUCCAGCAGACAAGCUGAUUCGCCAUCGUGCCUGUUCCCUUCGUGACAACGCCUACGCCCUCAUCAAGGCCGAACUCGACUCCGAUUUCGAGGACAAGUGUCGAGAGAUAUCGAAAAAUCGGCGGGCACCUGAGGACCUCGAACCCGAGGGCAAUAUCCGAGCAACGAAGACCGAAAACGGCACUAAUGACAGUAAGACUGAGAAAAAUCAGAGUCCUGGGGCCUCGGUGGUGCUGAAUGGUAGAAAAUUGAGCACCUCAAGAAAGAGAAAAGUACCAGCUUGGGCCAGGGGAUAUGUGAAGAAAGUUACGAAAAAGAAGAAGAUCAUGUUCGAGGAGAAUCCAACCGACAGUCCACCCAAGGGAAAUAAUGGUACCAGGGUCGUGGAUCUGGAGAAAUUCCAGGAGUUUGAGGCCAAUGCUGUAGUCAUUAAUGGGGACUCAACAAUUUACGACAACACUGACUCUGAGAAUGAGUCAGUGAACGAGGGAAAUCACAGAGAAGUCGUUAUUGGAAGUCAGGUAGAGGUGAUUAGUGAUAAGGGUGAUAAGGGGGAGAAGGAGGGAGAGGGCAAGGAGGAGAAAUCCUUGGAGGAGAAACCUGUGGAGAAUGGUGAGUCACACAGCUCCUCCAGGAGGGAGAGCACCGAUGAUCUCACAUUUGCUGUCGACUGCGAUUCUAGUCCAAAGAGGAUGGGCGAGGAGAAGGUGAUGGUUGAUGAGGGUGAACUGCAGGAGGCGUGGAGGCACACGGUGGAUGUUACCAGAGAACUGCCUGUUGAGGUACUUUGCGAUAUUUAUGUACAACUCAGCAGGUGUGUUGGAAAAUACGAUAAGAGUUACGAUAGAAGAACACUGCCAAAGGAUUUGCUCAAGGAACUUCAGAGAUUCGAGAAUCCCACCGAUAGCCCAAUGGACGAGUCUGAGAGAGAAUGUAACGGUUAAAGCUGUAAAAAAAUUCAAUACGUAUCAUUAGUGUCACUCAUUUCGACAAUUGGAUCUCACUGCUGCGCAACACGUUCCAACGAAACUGCCGAAAUCAUGAAUAAUUCUUUUUUACCGUCUACUCGUCGUCGUCGACAAUGUUUUUGUCAUUAUCAAUGGAAUUUGUACAUAAUACUUUACUUUUGUAUUUUCAUUCUUUUUCAUUUCGUAUUAUGAAUUGUGCGGCGAUUGAGAUCAAUGCUAAUACCAAUUCAUAUAAUUUAAGACUUUCGUGAUUAUUAUGAUCUUUAUUAUUACGGUAAGAUCAUUUUUUAGUUCUAAAAGCUUGUACUUACUCAUUUACUUCUCUUUUUUUUCUUAUAAAAACCAAAUGUCUUGAUCGAAACGUCAAUUUAUGAUAAUUAGGAAAAUUUCGUUGCCAAUUAAAUUGUAAAUUCAAUUUGAAAUUAAUUAUUUAAUAGUUCAAAUUAAGAAUGUGGGAAUUUUAGCCCAAAGUCAAUUUUUAUAUUCUUUGUCAUCACAUUUUCGCUAAUUCGAACAUUGAAAUUUCGUUCAUUAACUAGUGUAAAAUUAUCUCGAUAACAACUGAUUUUUGGAGACAAAGUCGCGUCAUGAAAAAUCAUUGUAUGAAAUUGACUCCUGUGAAGGCAACUUAUAAUAAUUAGAACAAUUUCGCUGCCAAUUAAAUCGCAAAUUCAAUUUUCAAUGAAUCAUUGUUCAAGUAUUGGUAUUCAAAAGAAAUGAAGAAUUCAAUUGUGGAGUAGAUUCUCUACGCGGUCUCGUCAAAUUUUAAAUAAUUCAUUUCUAACGAAUACGUCUCGCAAUGAAGAAUGAUAGCAUUACAUUUGGAGCCUAACAUACAAUUAACGAUAAUUAGAACAAAUUCAUUACCAAUUGGAUUGCAAAUUAAAUUUUAAAUCGUUAAUUCCCUGGUAAUUGGAUUUAAUAAUGAGAAUAUCUGGUGUAGAAUCGAUUGUUUGUUUUUUUUUCUCGCUAAUUUUUCAGUAAUUUAACUACUAAGCCUCCACUUGUUCAUUAAUUAUGGUGACAUUAUCACAUUAACGAGUGAUUUGUCGAGAAAAAAUCUCAAUACAAAUAAAUCGAUAAAAUUGAACCCAAAAGAUAAGUUUUAACGUACCUAAAAAAAAUAUUAAAGUAAUGAAAAGCAAUUCGAGAGACUUUUCCGAAAUUCUCGUUUGUUUUCAUUUAAGUAUUUUUCAUUAUUCACAUAAUUACACUGCCCCGUUCAGCUCACAAUUAAAGAAACAAAAAAAAAUUAAUGAAUACUUCAUCAAUUAACAUGAAGGCACACGAUCAUUCCAAGGGAGUAAUCAUUAAAUAAGGGAAGAGUGGAAGCCAAUCAUCCUCGUUACCUCAACAUCAUUAAUUUAUUUUUUAAAAGACAUGAACAUAAUGCCAAGUCAAUGAGCUUCCAGUCAACCACUGCCGUUGUUAUUGGAUGCAAUUUUUAUUUUUCUCUAACUUUCUCUGUUCUCAAUAACUGUAUUUAGUUUAUAAUUGAUAUACAAAAAUAUUAUUAACUCGAAAAUAAUUGAUUCAGUCAUUGAACGUUCAAUUUAUGUAAAUGAAAUUGUUCGAGACUAAUUUAAGCGUUUAAUGACUGUAAUGGUAAUACAGGCUCACUCACAACGUUACAUAAUAAUAAGUAUAAAAUCGGAUUGUAUGCGGUUAAAAGUGUAUACACUGCCUUAUUUAUUGUAACACAUAAGUACACUAUUUGUUAUGUGAGGAAGCGGAUGAAGGAAGGAGCCAAGGCGAGGAAUAAACAUUAGAAUUUGAUAAUUUGA
Diachasmimorpha longicaudata is the source of this 6197-nucleotide messenger RNA. Its product is annotated as ATPase family AAA domain-containing protein 2-like. The record is from RefSeq and is a predicted model, not a curated record. Gene Ontology annotation, biological process: positive regulation of transcription by RNA polymerase II. Gene Ontology annotation, molecular function: chromatin binding; ATP binding; ATP hydrolysis activity. Gene Ontology annotation, cellular component: nucleus. The transcript has 7 exons. NCBI's taxonomy places the organism in Eukaryota, Metazoa, Arthropoda, Insecta, Hymenoptera, Braconidae. The coding region runs from base 538 to 4389 and encodes 1283 amino acids.